AUGUGGCACACAGCAGGGUUAGUUUCUUUCUUUCUUUCGAAAAGCUUAAUUUUCAUCCCAAGAUUUUUAAUCCCAAAAAUCCAAAAGUUUUCCAAACAUUUCUCAAAUAUAUUUUUCACGUGACUUGAAAAACUAACCAAAUGUUCACUGCGAAGCCUAACAUUGAUUGUAUUUUUAGAGUUCAAAAGUGGAUUUCCAGAAGCAACUUAUCGAAAAUCAAUCCCUUAAGGCAGGGCUACUUGAGAACUAGACUCUCUAGGCGUUGAUCCUUGACGACUGAAUUUCUAGACGCGGUUUCUUGAAUUAAAAAAAAUAAAAUACAAUUUUUACUUUUCGGAACCACGACUAUUCAAGUAGAAUAAAGAAACUGAAGGCUACCAAAAAUAUAACAUUUUUCGAAACCCAUAAAACCUUUUACAAAUUCCGGAAAUGUGUUAAUUCAUUUGGUGGACACCCAAAAAUAUACUUAUGAAGAAUUUCAUUUAUUUUUUUGCUCAGAUAUUUUCGCAUAAUUCAAUUCAUCUAUUAAAACACAAGAGUUUUGACAGCUUGGGAAAAACAUAAAAUUUGAAUAGUGUAAGAUUUUUCUCUCGAAGCCAUGUUAGUUAGUUUGUUUGAUAAUUUAGUUACAUGUUUUCAAUUGAGUUCGAAUAAGAAAAGAAAAGAAAAAGAAGUGGACAAAUCCAAAAGAUACUUAAUUAUAGUAGAAAUUGAAACUCUUCGAAUUGAAUAGAUAUAUUUGAAACUAAUAAUAAUAAACAUAUGUCUCUUUUUUUCUUAUUUUUUCCUGGACAUUUUUAAUAUUUUCGACCUCCUUCUUAUAUUCUUCUAGUUUUUUUUGCUCCAGUCUACGACCCAUCUUUUGUCUAUUCAAUCUGUUUAAUGGCCUGGAAAUUCAGACUUAGAAUUAAGAAAGAAAAAAGAAGUGCAUUUCUUGAACCAAAAAAACCAGUACUUCUUCCCUUCUUACAAUUAAUUUCAGAUUACGUCAAGAUCGUCAAAUGUUUUUUCACGCCACGUUAGCACGUAGUUUUAUAAGUGCUUUGAGUAUUCGAGGAGAUGAUGAUGCUGUUGAUCGAUUGAAUUAUUAUUAUACUCCUCUAAUUUUAGCUAUUUGUUGUUUGGUUAUUUCAGCGAAACAGGUUGGUUUUUGUGAAUUUACAAUUUUUAAAUAUAAAUUUACGGAAUAUUCGCAGACUGUGAGCUUUUUGGAUCUUGUUAUCUGAAAAACCAAUAAAUAAUAGUUAAUUUCAGUAUGGUGGAACUCCAAUCGAAUGUUGGGUAAAUCCACACAGUCGAGAAUCAAUGGAAGAAUAUAUUGAAUCAUAUUGUUGGAUUCAGAAUACUUAUUGGAUUCCAAUGUAUGAAAAUGUUCCAGAUGAUCAUACAGCAAGAGAAGGUUAUCUUGUCACUUUUCAGUUUUCCAAAUAACUUUUGAAUUUUCAGAAAAACAAAUAGGUUAUUAUCAAUGGGUUCCGUUUAUUUUGAUUGCUCAAGCAUUGAUAUUUUCAUUGCCUUGUAUUUUUUGGCGACUUUGCUCUUUUCAAUCUGGUUUGAAUAUUCAAACUCUAAUCAAUGCUUCAACAGAUGCACAAACUCUUUUGGAUAAUUCAGAUCGACAAAAAGCGAUUGAUUCAAUUUGUCAGAAUUUUGUAGAUCAUUUAGAUUUACAAAGUCCAAAUGGAAGAAUUCGAGCGCGUGGAUGGAUUGCAAGAAUAAAAUUUUCGAGAUUUCUUUCGGGACAAUUGGUGACUAUUUUCUAUAAUUUCACCAAAUUUUUGUAUUCGAUCAAUGUUGUUGGACAAUUUAUAAUAUUGAAUGCUUGUUUGAAAAGUAAUGAUUAUUUAUUCUUUGGAUUCCAGGUUUGUAAGAAAAUAUAUUAGAAAAAUAUGAAAAUAAAAUCAUUUUUCAGGUUUUGAAUGAUAUUUGGGCUGGUCGACCAUGGACCGAAACUGGACAUUUUCCACGUGUUACACUUUGUGAUUUCGAAGUUAGAUAUUUGGCAAAUUUGAAUAGAUAUACAGUUCAAUGUGCUCUUCUAAUCAAUAUAAUAAAUGAAAAAGUUUUUGCAUUUUUAUGGAUUUGGUAUAUGAUUCUUGCACUUAUAACAACUUCUUCGUUUAUUUAUUGGUUGGCAAAUUCGUUUAUUCAUUCGGAGAAAGUGGAUUAUAUUAUGAAAUUUAUACAAAUUGCUGAAUCAAGCGAAUUCAAGAAAAUGCAAAAAUUUGAAAAGGUUGGUUUACAAAAUUACUUGAAAAGGGGUAGAAAUAAAAAGUUCUUGAAUGAAAGAAGAGAGUACCUUCGCUAAAACAUACAUUUUUAUGAACAUUUACGUGGUCCAAAAAUUCAAAUUUGUUUUCCUAGAUCUUUAUCAAAAUGGGAUAAUUUAGAUAUUGUCAUUCCGAAUUUUGGCUCUAAAAACUUCGGAUUGACAAAAUCUGGAUUGUCAUUCUAAAUUCUAAUAUUGAGGACCAUAAAUGUUAUCCCAAAGGCAAAAUUGUUGGAACAAAAACCACAAGGACAGUGAAAAUGUUUUAUUUGUGCUAAUUUUGUCACGUGUAGCAACAAAUAUCAACCUCAAUGGUUUUUGUGUGUUCUCUGCUCGAAGUUAUGUCGAAAUUUUUUCAAUGUCCUGUUUUAAAAAAUUGAUAUUAAUUUUGAGAAUUAAACAUUAAAGUUAACACAUUCUCAAAUUUUCAAUUAUUUAUAUUCCCUUUACAAAGUUAUUUUUUAGGAUGCAACAGUGGAAAGACUUUAUACAGUAAUCGCAUUUGCUCCACAUCUUCUCGAUGGUUUUGUUUCCGAUUUUCUCAAAUCCGAUGGUAUUCUAAUGCUUCGAAUGAUCUCAAAUCAUGCUGGAGAUAUGAUUGUUGUUCAAAUAGUUCGAAGUCUUUGGCAAGAAUAUCGAGAAAGAAAUUGGCGAGAAUUUGAAGAAAAUGAGGAAAUGAAAGAUAUGGAAUUAAGAGGAAGAGGAGGAUUGACUGAAAGAAUUAUUAUUGCCAAUCCUUCACAAACUAAAUCAUAUUUAUAG
Messenger RNA from Caenorhabditis angaria, 3031 nucleotides. Lineage: Eukaryota; Metazoa; Nematoda; Chromadorea; Rhabditida; Rhabditidae. The record is from the annotation of a GenBank genome assembly.